Molecule: messenger RNA, 1755 nt
Organism: Phalaenopsis equestris
Lineage: Eukaryota; Viridiplantae; Streptophyta; Magnoliopsida; Asparagales; Orchidaceae
Product: protein BREVIS RADIX-like
Exons: 7
Coding region: 263-1420 (385 amino acids)
Source: RefSeq, a predicted model, not a curated record
CUCACUCCUCCGCUCGACCAUUUCCAGCUCUCCUUUCCAUCUCUAAGGCCCCAGCCAUCUCUUCCCCGAGCAGACUACAACAGACGGCUGCAGACUCGCCGCUGGACUCAAGAAACAUUGGCAGCCGGCAAUCGAAGUGCUCUGUUUCGCUGCUGGGCUCGGCAGGGAUUGUAGCCUGUCCUGUAUCCACCGGAAGCCCCAUUUACUUCAGGGAUAGUACUGGGAAAGUGGACGCGAGCGGUGAGUUUAGCGGCAAGCGAAUAUGCUGGCGUGCAUCGCGUGUGCGAAGCAGGAGCUGGAGGAAGACGGAGAGGAUACCGCGCGUGCUGGGACCCCAAGCAACAAAGACGCCGUCAAAAGCCUGAGUUCUCAGCUAAAAGACAUGGUGCUGAAGUUCUCCGGCGUCUACCGUCAAUGCAAGGGGGGUAGCGGCGCCUCCUUCCGUCCCAAAUCUCAUCACCACCAUCGUUAUCCUGUUAUAGAUGAUGACUAUGCCGACGGCCACUACACCUACCUCGGUGCCGCGAGCUCGAACUCCACGCCGGCGUGGGACUUCACGAGCGUGAGGCCUUCGGAGCCAGCUGGGACGUCUGAUGGCAGAGAAAGAGCAAAGUGGAUUCUUCCAGGCGGCUCCGGCAUGCCGGUGUCCGCCGGAGAAAAUAAUGUUGCACUGCCGGAUGAUGGGGAGCCCAAGGAGUGGAUUGCCCAGGUAGAACCAGGAGUCCAUAUCACCUUUCUUUCUCUCCCUGGCGGAGCAGGCAACGAUCUCAAGCGCAUUCGCUUCAGUCGGGAGAUGUUCAACAAGUGGCAGGCGCAGAGGUGGUGGGGCGAGAACUAUGACAGGAUAAUGGAGCUCUACAACGUGCAGAAAUUCAGACGACAAGGUCUCCCCACUCCGCCGAGGUCCGACGACGGCGGCGAGCAAAGAGAGUCAUUCUACUCUCGGACCGGUUCAACAAGGGAGAGUCCAGUGACCCCUCCACCCGGCCGGGACCGGCUACUCCGUUCUGGCUUCCGGCCGCCAUCGAUAUCCAGCAGAGGAGGCGGAGUUUACUUGCCUUCGGUGCCGGACCCUUCCGAGUACAUAAUGCCGCAUCAUCUAAGAGCAUGCGGCAGCAGCAGUGGGGCGGCGUCGGUGGUGGCUGCGGUGAGAGGGGAGGCAUCGUCGAUUGAUGCUUCGAGGACGACAACGUCGUCGAGGGAUGAGGCGGCCUCCGUUUCCAUAAGCAAUGCGAGUGACCAGGAGGUGACGGAGUGGGUGGAGCAGGAUGAACCUGGAGUUUAUAUUACCAUCCGAGAGCUGCCUGAUGGCGCCCGAGAGCUUCGUCGCGUCAGAUUCAGUCGCGAAAGGUUUGGAGAAGUACACGCCAAGCUGUGGUGGGAGGAGAAUAGAGAACGGAUACAGGCGCAGUAUCUGUAGGUCUGUUUCAUACUUUUCACUAAUCUGACAACAUUAAGUGUGGAAGAAACUGAGAAAAGAAGAGUGGAGGGAAAAGUGGGCACGAAAGGUAAUUGUUAUUUUGAUAUUUUAUUUAAUUUUUGUUGGUAAGUAGUCUAUCCUUGUAGUGGGUCGGGUUGAAGCCUUGGGGGAGGCUCUUUUCUGGUAUUGUAAUUGUUUGUGCUUUGUCUCUACAUGGAAUCUCAGGCUGAAUUACUGCUAAACCUCUGAAUUGCAAGUGGGGUUGGCUCUUACAAAAUUAAGCGUGGGCCAAACAAUGGCGUAUAAAGCAGCUUAAAUCAAAAAAUUGAACCUGA